Schistocerca serialis cubense is the source of this 1173-nucleotide messenger RNA. Its product is annotated as trichohyalin-like. Lineage: Eukaryota; Metazoa; Arthropoda; Insecta; Orthoptera; Acrididae. The record is from RefSeq and is a predicted model, not a curated record. The transcript is spliced from 3 exons. The annotation marks the transcript as partial.
UUGUUAACAUCGAGUAUAGAUUUAAGUGUCAGGAAGUCGUUUCUGAAAGUAAGAGAAGAGAGGGAGGAAAAGAAAGAAAACAGAGAAAGAAAGAAAACAGAGAAAGAAAGAAAACAGAGAAAGAAAGAAAACAGAGAAAGAAAGAAAACAGAGAAAGAAAGAAAACAGAGAAAGAAAGAAAACAGAGAAAGAAAGAAAACAGAGAAAGAAAGAAAACAGAGAAAGAAAGAAAACAGAGAAAGAAAGAAAACAGAGAAAGAAAGAAAACAGAGAAAGAAAGAAAACAGAGAAAGAAAGAAAACAGAGAAAGAAAGAAAACAGAGAAAGAAAGAAAACAGAGAAAGAAAGAAAACAGAGAAAGAAAGAAAACAGAGAAAGAAAGAAAACAGAGAAAGAAAGAAAACAGAGAAAGAAAGAAAACAGAGAAAGAACGAAAACAGAGAAAGAACGAAAACAGAGAAAGAACGAAAACAGAGAAAGAACGAAAACAGAGAAAGAACGAAAACAGAGAAAGAACGAAAACAGAGAGAGAAAGAACGAAAACAGAGAGAGAAAGAACGAAAACAGAGAGAGAAAGAACGAAAACAGAGAGAGAAAGAAAGAAAACAGAGAAAGAAAGAAAACAGAGAAAGAAAGAAAACAGAGAAAGAAAGAAAACAGAGAAAGAAAGAAAACAGAGAAAGAAAGAAAACAGAGAAAGAAAGAAAACAGAGAAAGAAAGAAAACAGAGAAAGAAAGAAAACAGAGAAAGAAAGAAAACAGAGAAAGAAAGAAAACAGAGAAAGAAAGAAAACAGAGAAAGAAAGAAAACAGAGAGAGAAAGAAAGAAAACAGAGAGAGAAAGAAAGAAAACAGAGAGAGAAAGAAAGAAAACAGAGAAAGAAAGAAAACAGAGAAAGAAAGAAAACAGAGAAAGAAAGAAAACAGAGAAAGAAAGAAAACAGAGAAAGAAAGAAAACAGAGAAAGAAAGAAAACAGAGAAAGAAAGAAAACAGAGAAAGAAAGAAAACAGAGAAAGAAAGAAAACAGAGAAAGAAAGAAAACAGAGAAAGGCAGAAAACAGAGAAAGGCAGAAAGAAAGAAAGAAAGAAAGAAACAGAGAAAGGCAGAAAGAAAGAGAGAACAAUGGACAUAACAGAUCAACGAGGUGUGUCCAAGGCAGCAGGCUUCUAG